UAGCUAGGUAGCCGGCUAGCCGUUGGCUAACGAUGUACGCGUCUAAAGAAUUUCGCUCAUUACAUUUAUGCUCUAAACACCACUUUGGAUAUUAUUCUAAAAUUCAGAAAGGUUUCGUAGGUUAGAUUAAAGCUCAUUGUUUGUGGAGUGACGCCAAUGUCGCUACGGUAGGCUGUUAUAGAAAAAAAACUUGUGGAGGCUAAGCUAGUUGUAUGCUACCUAGCAUAACAGGGCAGCUAGCUGAAGUGAAUGGAUUCUGUACUGGCAUGGUAAUUUCUGCCUGUAGUGACUGAGAAUGUUCAGAGCGAAGAAACUGGGGCACUGCAACAAAUGAUUGUUGGACAGAGUGGAAGUUACAGCGCCUCCCCUAUGCUUUUAGUUACAGCCCAUAAAAAAACAGGAAGGAAGAUGCAAUGCACUGAUGCACAUAAAGCACUACUGAAGAUGGAGAAGGUUAAGGAGGAUAUAGUGUCCAUGGUGAAGCAGAAUCCUGCUGGGAUCCCCUUGAAAAAGUUGUCUAUACACUAUGGUCAGACUUAUCACAGGAACCUGACGUUAUCCGCCUUGGGCUUCAACUCCAUGUCCAGCCUAGUCGCCUCUUUGAACAAAGAUCUGGUUGUAAGGGGUGAAAUGGUAUUUCACAAGACCAACCUGCCUUGUACCACUCAGGCUGGAGCUGAGAAGCCCACAAAAGCUAAAAAGGACAGUAACAAAGUGGAUGUUCUGGAAAAUGUAACAGCCAUGAUAAAAGAACAUCCAGAUGGGAUUCCUUUGAAUAAAGUAGCUAUAGCUUACAGCCAGAAAUAUCGCCACAAUCUAUCUUUAGCCUCUCUGGGCUUUCAAACAAUUUCUGGCCUGGUGGAGUCUCUGAAUAGUGACCUGCUUGUGGAAGGGGAAGUCGUGUUCCACAAGAUCAACAAACCGGAAAAUCAGUGUGGAAACAGGACAUUGGCAGAGUCUACAGACAACAGUGGACCUUCAACACCACAGAAAACUGAAUCCUCUACUGCAAGUACUAAUGCCACAACCAGUGUGAAAACAUCACAGGCAACUAUGAGCUCUACCUAUGUGUGCCCUUCUCCGGCAGCAGUACCCCUUGUCAGUCUUCCUCUAAUGUCCACUGCAUCUUUGUUCUCCACUCACUGUCUUCCUGUGAAUCCACUCCUAAGUGUACCCAAACCGGCCGAGAAUCUUGACCAUCAGCAGCUGUACCAAAGAGUUGUAGAGGUGAUACACCACUAUCAGCUGACUGCUCCAUCAAUGCAACAGCUCAAAACCUGCUAUUCACAGCGUUUUGGUGGAGAGUUUCCUCUUGCACUGUACAUGUCGAUGUAUGACAGCUUGGGAACUUCGCGCACUGAACCUCAGCCCACUGCUCUGCGUCAGACACCACCAACAGUAUCACAGAAUAUUACACGAGAGCCUGAAAGAGAGGCAGUGCAACAGGCUGCUGCAUCCAACAUCCUCUCUGACUCCGACUUUCCAGCACUGGGGGCAGAUAUGAACCAGAAGAGCAAAAUCAAAGCAGAAACACCAAGAGAAAGCAGUGCUGCCAUCUUUAGGGAUGCCUACCAUGCCCAACUGAGAGAGGUCCAUGGGUCGAAUGUGCGAGCAUUAGAAGCCCUGGAAGAGGACACAGAAGACCUCACAGGAAGGAGAAGGAAAAUACUGGAUCACAACACAGUCAACAGCCUGAUGGAGGACGUGAUACGAGACAUCGCGUCAGAGGGAGAGCUGGUUACUAAAGAGAAGGUGAUUUCCAAGACUUGCCAGCUGCUUCAAAUCCCAUCUUUGGAAUCAGCAAGGAUAAAACACUGGCAAAUUCCGGCUUUAAAAGACCUCCAAUACGUCAUUAGAGAGGUCAACAUGUUCUUAGAGUCUACUGAAGCGGUGUCGUCCAUCUGUACUCUGUAUGAGCUGGGUCGCUCACUGGCAGCGCUGAAGGACAAGAAGCGUUAUGAAGAGCUGAAUCUGGGGCCCCUCUGCAAACUUCCACUCGUCCACCGCAUGUUUAAGAUCGACAGUAACACCAAGGAUGAUGACAUCCACCAAAUCGAGACAGUAGAUAUCUUAAAGCAACUUCGCAUAUUUAGGAGGAAGCAGACAAAAGUGAAGGUAGACCUGGCAGAGUUUAUGAAGUAUCUGGCUGACCAUUACAACUGUGAAUCUCCAUAUGAACUCGGUAUCAGAAUUCACAGCGUCGGCCUACCUAUAGCUACCCUAAUGAAAGUGAGUCGUACUGAGCACACCAUGUUGGAGCAAGCCAGGGAGGUGAUCCAGAGGGAGUUGGAGGAGGAGACCCAGGAGCACCUCAGAAAGAUAAAGAAGAAUGUGCUGGAGGCUAUUCAGGUCCCAGGUUCCUUUUCCUCCACGCCUAACUUGGACCUCAGGAAGAAGUAUGCGCUCAUCCCGGCAGCUGAGGUAGUACUGGCUGUCCUGACAAACGCAGAAGGCCUGUUCAACCCCAGGAUGACCAAGCACGUCCAGGCCUUCCUGCUGCAGGUGUCCAGUGACCGGCUGGCGAAGGCUCUGUUUCAGCUGGCCAUCUGUGGAGGCUCCCUAGCUGUACCGCAGGAUCUGGUGCUGAAAGACAAAGCAUCCAAAAGCACUGACCAAAUGAAAAAGGAGGAAAAACCCACCACAUCCCUGCCCAGCGAAGCUGUGGUGAAGCAGUACGUUAAGGAGAGUCUCUCAUCUCAGAGCUCUGCCAUCACUUUAGCUCACAUUUCUUCGUUGGAGAAAAAAGUGACCAAACAAUUUCAUGUCAAAGAUUUCCUAUCUUUGGAACACGGCAGCUUCUUGGAGUUCCUGGUCAAACACAUUCAGCUGCUGCAGGAGUCAGUGGGCUCAGCUUUGAUUCUGAGCAGCAGCAGCAUGGAACUUGCAGGCAGUGGGUUCAGACCCACCAGACAGGACGUGUUUGAAUUCAUCAAGCAGUGUGGAGAUAUAAACACUUCUGAUCCAGAGCAACUCUCAUACAUUGAGUCAGCUCUGAGGUCCCACUACAAGGUGCGAGACAGUCGGGACCUUGGCUUUGGUACUCUGCAAAGACUAGCAGGCCUGGUCCAACAGCAGAAAAAGCUGGGUGGAGGAGGACUGAGCCCGGUCUACUACGAGUCUGCCCUGUUUGCAAAACUCAAGUCAAGUGCUGUAGAGGAAUGUGCAUCAGUGGGACGUCUUGGUGAGAUGUCCAAAGCCCAGGCUCUGGCCAGUUUACUCUCCUGCCCUCUACUAGAGGAUUUAAGCGAAUGGAGCCAGUGGGAGCUGAUCUUUAAACCCCUUCAUGGGCCCCUAAAAGAUUUCAUUGAAAGAAAUGCAGCUAAUACAGGCCUGGCUGCACUUGAAGUGACUCCAGGUUUGCUACUGAGAAUCACCACAAACACUGGAGACAAAUAUUUCUGUAGUGCAGCAGUGGACCUCGACCCUGUGGGCACAUCUGGGCAUCUUGUAUCCAUAGUGGUUGCUGACGGCAUUAUCAACGCUCCCACCGCCCUUCUGGCCAAUCACAUGCAGACCUCCUUAGCAGCAGCUGUAGCCAGAGAAGAUCUCACCCAGGCUGAAGAUGACGUGUCAUGUUACAGCACUGUGGCCAAAUUCCUUUUGUCUUGUUUGACACGAAUCCCAAUCAGAACCUGCAAAACUCUACUGCAGCAGGUAUUUUUGGAGCCUUUUUCUAAAGUAUUGGGCCAGGCCAAGUCUAAACACGUCCUGAUCACAGUGGCCCAGUCUGACCCGAAGCACAUGAACUGCCUACACCGACUGGGCAUCCUCUUGGGCAUCACAGACUGGGUAAAAGACUACCAGAAGAAGCUGAACCCACCACAGAUCCAAAACGGUUUCACAGCACCAGUGGAGGCAGCCAAGGCUAAUUAUGUAGAUUCAGAGAGCAGCAGUUUGUCAGCACUGAACAUGAGUGAAGAUGAGGAUCCUGACAUUAUGAACAGCAGCUUUUCCUCCUCACAUCUCAACCUACGACAAGUCAAUGGUGAACAAGAAGUAGAGAUUGAAGAGGAAAUGGAUGAAGAAGAGCUGUAUGAGUUGGCCUCUCUGUCUAAUGGGGAGACCUCAGACAUUAGCAGUGAAGCUGAAAAAAGCCAAGAGGAGGAACAGGCAGAAAUGCCUAAUGCUAAUGAAAAUGAUGCUGCUGAUCACCAAACAGAAAACACAUUAGAGCCUCAAAGAGCUGUGAUUGAAGACAUCAGGAAAAGUGAGUUUGGCAUUGGGGUGGAGUUGACAGCUGAAGGUCAGAAGUUGAUGCAGGUCCACCAAGACCGACUGGGCCGAAGCCUGGACCGCCUCUCCACCGAACUCUACAGCAAAGAUACUCACUUUGUACUGGAACUUAUUCAGAAUGCUGAUGAUAAUAAUUAUCCAUCGGAGACCAGUGUCGUUCCAGCGCUGGCCUUUGUGGUGACGAGGGACUGCAUCACUGUUCUCAACAAUGAGACUGGCUUUCAGGAGAGGAACAUCAGGGCCAUCUGUGAUGUGGGCCGCAGCACUAAGGGAAAACACAAAUAUGGAUACAUAGGACAGAAGGGCAUCGGCUUCAAGUCAGUGUUUAAGGUCACGGACUGUCCUGAGAUUCACUCUAAUGGCUUCCACUUGUACUUUGACAAGAACUGUGGCCCCAUGGGGUACAUCCUUCCCCACUGGACUGAAGACGAGAGACCUCUGGACAGUGAGCUGAAGGACAUUAAUGAGCACAGCUGGACCACAAAGAUCUGCCUCCCUCUACGCUCAGAGAGCCACCAAACUAGAAACCUGUUUCAUGAUGUGCACCCCUCUCUACUGCUCUUUCUGCAUCGCCUCCGUUCUAUUACCAUCUACAAUCAGAAUGAGAAGAGGCUUGUGACAAUGAUACGUAAAGACCUGAGUCAUAAUGUGCUAGAGGUGGAGCACACUGAUGGUACUGAGCGCUGGCUUGUAGUCAAAACCACACUGAAGCCAAGGAAGAUCAAAGAGGACGUUGAGUCAACAGAGCUAGCUCUGGCUUUCCAGCUGAAUAGUGACUUCACUUGUCAGCCUCAGAAACAGCCUGUAUUCGCCUACCUGCCCCUUCGCAGUUUUGGCUUCCGUUUCAUCGUACAAGCUGACUUCGAUAUCCCGUCUUCUCGUGAAGAUGUGGACAGAGACAGCUCAUGGAACCAGUGGCUUCGCUCUGAGAUCCCACAGCUGUUUCUUCAGGCCAUGGAUAUCUUUACUGAUCACCCAGAGUUCAAAGGUCUGAAGGGCCUUUGCCAUUUCCUGCAGUUUAUCCCAUUGCCUGAUGAGGUCCUGGACUUCUUCAAGCCUGUUGCUGGGCAGAUUAUUCAGCUGUUCAAGGGCAAGGCCUUUCUGCCUACACUGAGCUCAGAUGGUAAGGUUGUGUACAAGCUGCCAUCCCAAGUGGCCGUCUGUCAGGACGCUGUGAUCCGAGACGUGAUUGGUGGAGAAGAGCUGGAGAGGCAUCUGUGUCUGUCCUACCUCCAUCCUGGUCUAAACCCUGCCCCACCCACCUCCCUGCUCACUCACCUGGGAGUCCGAUACCUGCGGGGAUCAGAUGUUACCAUGGUAACCACAGCCAUGGCCAAGGAGCUGAUGAAAGCAGAAGGCAUUCAGUCAGAUAGUGGCCUCCGUCAGCUGGCCAGGCUGUUGGUCUGCAACUUCCGAGCUCUGGAGCAUGGCUAUGGGGAAGCAGAUUCCGUCUUACAGACCCUUAGGGACCUACCCAUAAUCCCCCUGGCUGAUGGACGUGUUGUUGCAUUAAAUGGAGAGGGAGUGUUUUUCCCAAUGGAAGAGAUAAAGACCAAGAAAAAGAAGGUUCAAGCUCAGACUGGUGGGCCACUGUCUGCACUGUACAAAGAUGUAAAUGUGGUUCACCCCACUCUGCUGAGCUGUGUGGAGCCUCUGGAGAGUCAGCAGGUGCGAGAGCUACUGAGAAGACUUGGAGUUCAUGAGCUAGAGCCGCAAGAGCUUCUAGAGCAGCACAUCUACCCAACAAUAAGGAGCAACAAAUGGAAGUCAAAGCCAGAGACGGUGGUUGUGAGUUACUUGGUUUUCAUCAAGCAGCAUUCGUCGUCCUGCCAGGAGCUUUCGAAUGCUGCAGUACCAGUUCUCACCAGCAGGGGUCUGCUGUGCCCAGCACAGGAGAGAGUGCACUUCUCUCAGGAGUAUGGCAAUAUGGACCUGCUAAAGAAACUGCCAGGCUGUGAUUGGAUUUUGCUGAGCCCAUGCUAUGUGCAGUCUGAUGGCGAUGUUGCAGGAUGGAGGGAGCUGUUCAGCCGACUUGGGGUCAGAGACGGUCUCAUUAGUCGCAAAGAAAGACGAACGCUCACUGCUAAAGAACUGGCCUCCAGCCCAUGGUCAGUGGAAAGUGCAAUGUGGCACCAGAAUCCAGAGGAGGGCUGCGUGCUCGAUGACUACCCUUGUGAAGAGUUCCAUGCUUUGGCCACAGCUCAGCUGCCGGGUUCUGUGCUCCUGCAGCAGAGACUGACAUUACUGGAACUGCUGGCAACUAACUGGGACACUGGACAUUGCUACUCUCAAUACCUCACAGCCCAGGUGAUUGACAGUGAUGGACGGCAAAUCAAAAGCACCAGGUCAUCCUUUUACUACUUUCUGUGUCGUCUUGAAUGGCUGCCAGCCUACCGACCAACGGAAAACGGGCAGCAAGAAAGGAUGUACCUCUGUCCCAGCUUGGUUUACCUGGCUUCACCUGAGGUCAGCAGUCUGUUGGGGAGUCACGUCUCUUAUGUGGACAUCGACCCCAGCGAGUUCAGCAGAGCUCUAGGAAUGAGAAACACAAUUACAGUGGAAGUUUUGAUUAAUUACCUGAAGGAGUGGUGUAUCAAACCAGAAACAGAUGACCAGGAGUCAGAGAAUGAAUCACAGGGGGCAGAGUUCACAUCCACUGUUGAGCACAUCCACAACGUUUACACCUACCUGCAUAAGAACUGUUCCCACGGCAGCCUGAAGGAACUGUUCCAGCAUACCCCCGCUGUAUUCGUACUUCUUAACAGACGUAGUGAUGAGUGGUGUUCAGGACGCUUCUACCACCUGAAAGACGUGUGCUGGAACGACCCGACAAUGAUGUUCCAGCGCUACAAACAACUAACUAACAGAGCAGACAGUCCUGUCCAGCAGCCCAGAGUCUUAGCUCCUUUCUACAGUCAACUGGAAGGCAUGAGAGACUUCUUCACCAGGCUGCUGAACGUGGAUCUCAGCCCCAAUAUGAAGCAGUACGUGGGUUUGUUGGAACUGAUCUGCUCAUCAUCUCCCAUACCAACUGCUGAAGUACGGCAGGAUGCAUCUGUGUUGUAUGCCAGACUCGCUCACAAGUGUAAAAUCCAAAUACCUGCAGACCAGGAAAGCAUGUCUCAGCCCAAGCUCAAUCCAAGUUACUGCUCUACUUUGAAAGGUAUGGUGUCCGAUAAACGGGUUUUCCCCACCAAGGACAACAACUGGGUGACUCUGGCUCGCAAGCCCAUGAUCGCUGACAGCAAAGAACUGGAGAAGAUCUUUAAAACUCACAAGGAGGUCUGCCUCCUCGACCUGCCAUCAGCAGAGAAGAAAACUGCCCCAAGGACCAAGACCGGUCAGUCAACAUCAGGAGAGCGACCUGCCUUCAGAGAGGAGGACCGGGAUUUGUUUUUAGAGAUCUGUGGUAUCCAACAUUUGUCCGACUGUGUCAAAACUGAGCCCCAGACUGAGAACUUUAGGCCUUGUGUGGCUAUGCAGGCCAUGGUGCGCUCUGUGGUCCCCUACAUCCAACGAUUCCUCUACCACCAUGAGGACAUUGGUGAUCUCUAUUCAGAACUAAUUGACAAUAACAUUGCAGAGAAAGUCAAGCAACUCCACUUUGGACAGGUCGGUAAGCUGUACAUUCGCUACCAGCUGGACGUGGCGGAUGGCGAAGACGCUGUGGUGGAGGUGCAGGAUGUCAUCUGUCUGCUGAAGGACAAUAAGGAGCUCUACAUCCAGAAGGAUCAUCUCUCAGCCAAACUGGACAUCUGCAGGGAGCUGGUGAAACUGUUCUGCACAGAGAGCAGCCACAGAAAAGAGCUGAUGCAUUUCCUCAGUGGCCUGAUAACCUCGCUCAGUGACCAAGCAGCUCUGACCAGAUACUUGCGAAAGGAGGACAUCAAGGAGCUGCCGAGUGACGAGGAGCAGUGGGAAGUUCCCGAGCCUCCAAAACAAGACUGCAGCCUGGAAAGAGUGCUGUCUAGGAGUUACUCGCAGCCCUCAGAGGAGACACCUCGGCCUGUACAAGAAGACGAAGAGCAGACACUGGUUUGUUGGCCUCCACGAGCAUCUAUAAUGAACACAGGAGGAAGCCGCAAAGCAGGUCAGGCUGAUGGAGGCGUCGUAGAGGCCGUCAAUAAGAUGUGGCCGCCUCCUGCAGGACCUAAAGACAGGGAUCCGCAAAAGGAGCCCAGAGACAGCGUCAGUAAUGUCACUCCCAGCAGCAGCUACAAUGAGAUGAGCCACAACAGACCCACAGAGCAGCCGAGUCUUCAGAGAACUCAGAGUCAUCCGGGCCCGCCAAUCGCCGCCGCCGCUGUGACGACGAACAUACCCCGACCUCCAGAGCGCAGUCAGCACAUCGAGCCUGAUGAGUGUGUGACAGCAGAGACAGGAGAAAAGAGCGCCGCAGCUUCCAAAAUGACACCGACUCCCCCAUCUGAACAGCCUGCCCAGACCGUCGGCGAGCAGCCAGCUCCAAACAGCCUCAGUGCCGUUCCAGAUGCUGUCAUGCUUCCCAGUACCUUCCAAGGGACUGCAGCCGCUGCAGAGACUCACCGUCCUCCUCUGAACCUUGACUUCCCCUUCUGGAACAAAGUCCAGCCCCCACAGGCCACACUGGAGGACAUGGAGCUCAACUGCCAGAGACCCACCACCGUGUUAUUAUCCGAUGACCAGCGAGAUGUGGCGGCGAUCGGCGAGUGGGGCGAACAGCUGGUCAACUCCUUCCUGUGCCACUGGAGGGACAGCGACGACCCGGGACGACCCACUCAAGUUCUGUGGUGCAAUCAGAGCGGGGAGAGCGGCCAGCCCUACGACUUCAAGCUCACCUACGGAGCCACCGACGGCAGACACAGGGCGGUGUACGUGGAGGUGAAGUCGACUGUCAAGAAGGAGAAGUCGUUCAUCCACCUCUCCGCCAACGAGCUGGACUUUGCACUGAAAGAGAAGGAGCGUUAUCACAUAUUCAGAGUCUACAGCGCAGGCGACGCUCAAAGCGUACGCCUGUGUCGUAUUCAAAACCUUGCACAGCACCUCCACACCAAGGACCUCGCCCUCUAUCUGUUUGUAUAAGUACGUGGAGAGACUUUUGCACUUUUGCACUGUAAGAGAAUGACAAGCCUUUCUUUUAACUGCACUGUUCUUUAGUAUAAAUGUGCCUAUGAAUACAGGUUUGUUUUGUUAUUAAGUUUUUUGCUGAGAAAAUUUUAAAUUUGCACAUUCCCUUUGUUGUCUUUCUAGUACUUUUUGGAUGUUUUCAAUGGAUAUAUUUUUAAUGUUUUAUCCCUUUUUAUUCCCUCUACCUCACCUUUACUCCAACAGUCCUUAUAAAUAAAACAUUCUUUCACCACUUGGCAA
Sphaeramia orbicularis (orbiculate cardinalfish) is the source of this 9579-nucleotide messenger RNA. Its product is annotated as protein NO VEIN. The coding region runs from base 331 to 9294 and encodes 2987 amino acids. The record is from RefSeq and is a predicted model, not a curated record. NCBI's taxonomy places the organism in Eukaryota, Metazoa, Chordata, Actinopteri, Kurtiformes, Apogonidae. The transcript is spliced from 48 exons.